Molecule: messenger RNA, 622 nt
Organism: Pseudoliparis swirei
Lineage: Eukaryota; Metazoa; Chordata; Actinopteri; Perciformes; Liparidae
Product: mitochondrial import receptor subunit TOM20 homolog
Exons: 2
Biological process (GO): tRNA import into mitochondrion; protein targeting; protein import into mitochondrial matrix
Cellular component (GO): mitochondrial outer membrane translocase complex; mitochondrial outer membrane
Molecular function (GO): transmembrane protein transporter activity
Source: RefSeq, a predicted model, not a curated record
AAGAAGAAGAAGAAGAAGAGGGCUUCCUGUGAGACGCCCCGAGUGCUCGUCUUCACGCCUCGUGUCUGUGCUGCGCUCCACAGGCGACUAGAGAAAGGCGUGGACCACCUGACCAACGCCAUCGCCGUGUGCGGUCAGCCGCAGCAGCUGCUGCAGGUGCUGCAGCAGACUCUGCCUCCGCCCGUCUUCCAGAUGCUGCUCACCAAGCUGCCCAGCAUCAGCCAGCGGAUCGUGAGCGCCCAGAGUCUGAGCGAGGACGACAUGAGGACCAGGAGGAGACCGCCCCCGAGCCCUCCUCCUCCUCCUCUUCCUCACGUGGACCCUCCGUGACGACCUCGCCAACGCCUCGGCCUCCACCACGCCGGAAGUGGAAUUUAGUUUUUUUUAUUCCUGGUUCAUCCAUGACAGUCGUGUGUGUUUGUCUUUUAACUUAAAUGACCCGUUUUGGGGUAUGAAGAGUAUCUGGAUCAUAACAGCCCCCCCCCCCGUCCCGACAGCAUCGUGUACCAGGGUUACUCCGUCCUCGCGGUUCCUUUAUCAGUCGUGGAACGUUCCAGAAACGGGAAUCUUCUCUCCGCUCCACAAAGUAUUUAUUGUUUCAAUUAGUUUGUUAUCGGUCUUC